Messenger RNA from Cryphonectria parasitica EP155, 2232 nucleotides. RefSeq names its product sphingomyelin phosphodiesterase. Bases 1 to 2070 code for a protein of 689 amino acids. Gene Ontology annotation, molecular function: hydrolase activity. The record is from RefSeq and is a predicted model, not a curated record. NCBI's taxonomy places the organism in Eukaryota, Fungi, Ascomycota, Sordariomycetes, Diaporthales, Cryphonectriaceae. The transcript has 2 exons.
AUGAAGCCUCAAGUUCCUUUCCUCGCCACGGCUGCUGUUGUCGCUGCGACGACCAACACCAGCCUGCCAGGAGCCAGCUUCUAUGUCGUUCCCAGCGCGUUUCCUACGACUGUCUACUCCUCCUACUAUGUCAGGCCAGGACCGACACAGGAGCCUCAGCCUGCCAUCUUUGAUCCUGUGCUGAACAUCACCUUUCCCCUGAACCUGACGGAUCCGUCUACCAUUCCCACCACAGAUCCGGACCUGGUUCUUUAUCCCGAGGCUGCAGCCAAUCUUACAGAUACCGCCGCCGAGACUGUCGUCUCCACAGCCAUUGCUCAGAUCAUGGACAUCAUCAACACGAACGACACUUCCCUGGCUGAUAGCUGCUCGAGAUGUGUUGCUGCCCUCGCAGUGGGCCAGAGGGUGGCCAAGCUGGCCCCGUCCUAUCUGCCGGAUGCCAUGGUCCAGCUCUGUCAGACCACAGGGUUCAGCACAACCUCGACAUGCCAGUCGACAUAUGAGGCCAGCGCCUUUGGAGCCGUGUGGACACAGGUCCUGGCCAAGGCUGAUGUUGAAGGUCUGGAUGGCCGGUACAUCUGCUCGUCGCUCAGCACCAGCUUCUGCAGUGCGCCGCCAGUCAUCCCUGCGGUGGCCACAUUUCCCAAGGAGAAGCCGGUUGACGUGAGCGUGCCUGCGAGGAGCGGGAAGACGGUGAAAAUCUUUCACCUCUCUGAUAUGCACCUGGAUCCUAGAUAUGAGUAUGGAACCGAGGCCAAUUGUACCAACAGUCCUUGCUGCAGACCUAGCACUCCUUCGACUAACGGAAGCGUGCCUACUGUCGAGCUCGCGGCUCCUCUGUAUGGAUAUUACAAAUGUGACUCACCGUACUACCUGGCGCUGGCUGCUGUCCAGUCCAUCGGGCCCUUGACAGGAACUUCUCUGGAUGAUCCGCCGGCGAUGACCUUCUACACGGGAGACAUAGUGACCCACGUCCCAUCUCAAGGACAGCUCUCCCACGCCUUUGUUGAAGAUGUCGAAGAUUCCGUGUUGCAAAUGUUUAAGGCCUACAUCGGCGGACCGAUCUUUGCUGCGCUCGGCAACCAUGACACUAGCCCGGAGAACAACGACGCGCCGCACGCCAUUGACAAUAAUGGGCCUCUCGGUCAACAGUUCUCUUGGAACUACGAGCACGUCUCGCAGCUCUGGGAACACUACGGCUGGAUCAACAGCUCGACCCAGGCCGAGGCGGCCUUGCACUAUGGCGCGUACGCCGUAACGCAUCCUCUCGGCGUGCGCAUCAUCACGAUCAACACCGACUUCUACUACAAGUCCAACUACUACGCCCUCCUGCACACUGUCGACCCGGACUACAGCGGGAUCUUCAGCUUUCUCAUCAACGAGCUCCAGAAGGCCGAGGACGCAGGCCAGCGCGCAUACGUCAUGGGCCACGUCCUGACGGGCUGGGAUGGGACCAACCCGAUGCCCAACGGCGCUGACUACUUCUACCAGAUCGUUGAGCGGUAUUCACCACACGUAAUCGCCGGUGUGUUCUUUGGCCACACCCACGAGGACCAGGCCUUUGUGUACUACAGCAACAACGGCACGAGCCAGACGGCCGAGCACGCCAUCGCCAACGCCUGGGUGGGCCCUUCGCUGACGCCGCUGACGAACCUGAACUCGGGCUACCGCAUGUACGAGGUGGACACAGGCAGCUUCGAGGUCAUGGAGGCGUACACCUUCUACAGCGAUGUGAGUAGUUUCUCCAGCCUGGACGGCUCUGGGCCUGUAUGGGAGUUUGAGUACUCGACCCGCGCCGUGUACGGACAGGCGGCAGGAUGGGACGCCGCGGACCCUCUGAACGCAACCUUCUGGCACCGGGUGACCGAAGCCAUGGAGGCCAACCGGACGCUGGUGGAACUGCAAAACAAGUUCCAGGGUAAGAGCAGCGUCAUGAGCCCCAACUGUACAAACCAGGCUUGCCAGGACGCAAGGGUAUGUUACAUGAGGAGUGGCAGCGUGGGAUUGGGAAAGCAAUGCCCUCAAGGAUUUGGCAGCGUGCAGAGCGCCUUCACUGGGGUGAACUAUUAAGUAAGGGGCAAGUAAGUAUGGAGAUGGAGAAAAGAGAGAGAGAGAGAACGAGGGACAGACUAGUGUAUUCAGGGGGUUUUACAUAACUUUUGUAGCCCUGAAGAGGGAAUUCCUCCCACAGUGUUCAACCACGUAUACAGCUGAUUUUAUUUUUAUUUUUUG